AUGGAGGCCCCCACGGCCAGCGCAGUGCACCUGAGUGAGUGGCAGGAAAGUUCCUUUGCUGUCACCUCUGGCACCUGCACCCCGGGGCAGAAGGCAGACGGGUACCGUGCCAAGGUGCUGCGCAUUCAGUAUGCAUGGGCGAGCUCCGAGAUCUCCCAGGCCUGUGCUGCCAGCCUGUUCAGGAGCUAUGCAGAGAAAUACUCUGCCAUUGUCGACUCUGGCAACGCGGAGACCGGCUUGAACAACUAUGCGGAAAACAUCCUGACUCUGGCAAAGUGUCAGCAAAGUGACAGUGACAAGUGGCAGUCUGCCUUGACAACAGAGAACGUGUUUGAAUUGAAGUGUGUGCGAGAGAGGAUGCGGGCUGGCAAAAUUUUCCAGAGCUCUCAGAUGGCACCGACAGAUGCCCGUGUGCGAGCUGAUAAAGGGGUCAGCGCCCCCGCUGCUCCAGCUCUUCCCAAACUCCAUGGCUUCGGCAGUGCCGGGGAGGCUGAGCUCACUGCUGCCUCAGCAAAAUGUGCCAGUCAGGGACCAGAUCUCCUUGGGCAUCCCUCAUCUUCCAAGUCCCUUCAAAGCAGUGUGCCUCCUGUGACCAGAACUUCAGACACACUUCCUGCUGCUUCAGCCUCCUCAAGCAAACAGGUUCUUCCAGGUUUCCAGGCAACUCCGCUCUUUGGAAGUAAAGAAGCCACUAAUAGUAGUUCUCUUAAAAUGCCAGGUAACUGUUAUGAUGGACAAAAUUCGUCUCUUUUCAACCAGGCAGCUGUACCUACCUGGUCUGCAAAUUCUGGGAAAAGAAAAGCAUUCUAUGGUCUGGCUGAUGAAGGCAGCACAGCUGUUCCUAGCCUUGCUCUGUGUCAGGCCUCCAUUUCUACAGAAACUAAUGGUUUUUCAGGGCAGAGAAACAGAAAUGAAGAGAGCAGUGCUCCCGGGUUUAAAACUGCAAAGGAACAGCUGUGGAUGGAUCAGCAAAAAAAAUCUCAAAACCAGCGUGCACCAGUCUCAUCAUACGGAGGAGUAAAAAAAUCCCUGGGUGCAGGCAGGUCUCGGGGUCCGUUCGGCAAGUUUGUGCCUCCAGUUCCGAAACCAGAUGGAAGUGAGAACGGAGUAGCACAGUGUAAGCCUCAUGUAGGGGAAUCAACAGACCCAUUGCUGCCUGUGGAUGAACGGCUGAAAAACAUAGAACCAAAAAUGGUUGAACUCAUCAUGCACGAGAUCAUGGACCACGGGCCUCCGGUCGGCUGGGAUGACAUUGCUGGAGUGGAGUUUGCCAAAGCCACCAUCAAGGAAAUUGUGGUGUGGCCCAUGCUGAGACCAGACAUCUUCACCGGCUUGCGUGGUCCUCCCAAAGGAAUCCUGCUCUUUGGCCCCCCCGGCACUGGCAAGACCCUCAUAGGCAAGUGCAUCGCAUGCCAGUCUGGAGCAACUUUUUUCAGCAUCAGCGCCUCCUCCCUGACGUCCAAGUGGGUGGGCGAGGGGGAGAAGAUGGUGCGCGCGCUGUUCGCCGUGGCGCGCUGCCAGCAGCCCGCCGUCAUCUUCAUCGACGAGAUCGACUCCCUGCUGUCCCAGCGCGGAGAGGGCGAGCACGAGUCCUCCAGGAGAAUAAAAACCGAAUUUCUGGUGCAGUUGGAUGGGGCAACGACCUCCUCUGAAGAUCGGAUCCUGGUGGUUGGAGCGACAAAUCGGCCCCAGGAAAUCGAUGAGGCGGCCCGGAGGCGACUGGUGAAGAGACUGUACAUCCCUCUGCCCGAAGGCUCCGCCAGGAAGCAGAUCGUCACCCGGCUGAUGGCACAGGAGCACUGCUCUCUGAAUGAGGAGGAAAUCAAGCUCAUAGUCCAGAAGACUGAUGGGUUUUCUGGGGCAGACAUGACCCAGCUCUGUCGGGAGGCUUCCCUGGGCCCCAUCCGCAGCCUGCAGUCCAUGGACAUUGCCACCAUCACGCCGGAGCAGGUGCGGCCCAUCUCCUUCCUGGACUUUGAGAGCGCCCUGAGGACGGUGCGGCCCAGCGUGUCCCCCAAGGACCUGGAGCUCUAUGAAACCUGGAACCAGACCUUUGGCUGCGGCAGAUGAGCUGCACCACAGCUGUUCCACUGGAGCAGGGUAGGAUUUCAGCACUGCCACGCAUCAAACCUGUGGCAAUUCAGUGCAUCUGCACUUUGGUUUGCUUCUGUCCUGGAAUUAAACCUCCUCAUGUUAUGCAGGCACAUGUCCAGGCUCUGGCUGAGGCUUUGCCAGCUGAAAAGUCCACGAGGAACUGCAGCUCAUGAUACGAGAAAUUGCUGAACAGCAGUGGCAUGACAGCAUUUACAGAUUGCUGGGAGAGAUGGAAACAAAUUUCACUGAUGUUUAAGGAGAAGGUUAUCAAACCUCAAAAAUAAUUGAAAGGAAUUUUGGGAAAAUCUUGCGAGGUUCACCAUGCUGUGUCAGUAAGGAAUUCAAGUAAUAGCAGAAAUGCUGAUUUUGGGUAGGAGCAUGGAAAACUGGAUAGGGAAGAAUAAUUAGAAGUGCUUUGUUUGGGAGGAGAGGAUGGAGAUGGAUGUGGACUUACAUGGAAAAAUGGAAGGGAGGACAAAAGAGGGAGGUCUCUUGAGAGUUGUCUGACAGCCAAGGCUCAUUACUGCAGUCAAUCCCAGCUUCUCAUUAAAAACUUUUUUUGAUGAUUUUCUGCUUGACCUUACUUUCUGUGCUGCAUCAGCAUGUGUGGGUGUGU
Melospiza melodia melodia is the source of this 2710-nucleotide messenger RNA. RefSeq names its product fidgetin like 1 (gene FIGNL1). Bases 1 to 2070 code for a protein of 689 amino acids. Lineage: Eukaryota; Metazoa; Chordata; Aves; Passeriformes; Passerellidae. Gene Ontology annotation, molecular function: ATP hydrolysis activity; ATP binding; microtubule severing ATPase activity. The transcript has a single exon. The record is from RefSeq and is a predicted model, not a curated record.